AUGGAACAUCUUCUAUCGUGGCAUAGACCACAAGUACAAGCUUUCAUUGGAUACACAAGCAAUGGAAACUUCAUGACCAAGACUGUUGAUGAAGCUAAGGUUCUUAUUGAGAAUCUUGCAGCUAGUGAUUGUAACAACUGUCCUGAUUAUGACCGCUCAAGCCGCACCACUACUAGCUCCCCUGAUUCUUUUCAAAUGACUGAACUCAAGAACAUGAUGGCUCAAGUUCUUAAGGGACAGCUCAAGCAUAUCAAUGCAAUAGAAGGGAUGAGUGAUGCUAAUGAAGAUUCAUCAAGAGAAUGCAUGGGAGAUUCUCUAAUGAAGCCAAUGAAGAAGAUGUGA
This is a messenger RNA of Microthlaspi erraticum, 342 nucleotides long. The record is from the annotation of a GenBank genome assembly. Lineage: Eukaryota; Viridiplantae; Streptophyta; Magnoliopsida; Brassicales; Brassicaceae.